Messenger RNA from Ictalurus furcatus (blue catfish), 2321 nucleotides. Its product is annotated as ornithine transcarbamylase, mitochondrial. Gene Ontology annotation, biological process: L-citrulline biosynthetic process. The coding region runs from base 37 to 1095 and encodes 352 amino acids. Gene Ontology annotation, molecular function: ornithine carbamoyltransferase activity; amino acid binding. The record is from RefSeq and is a predicted model, not a curated record. NCBI's taxonomy places the organism in Eukaryota, Metazoa, Chordata, Actinopteri, Siluriformes, Ictaluridae. The transcript has 10 exons. Gene Ontology annotation, cellular component: mitochondrion.
AUUUUAGUCUGUGCUGUAACACGACUUCUGAUUAGCAUGCUUGCUCUCAGGAACACCGUUCUGCACAGCCUUAAAGCUGUCAAGUCUGACCAGGCACGGAGUUUCAGGCUGGGGAGGACAUCUUUAGGAUGUGUGAACCUGAAGGGACGCAGUUUCCUCACGCUGAAAGACUUCAACCCUGAUGAGAUCAAGCACAUCCUGUGGGUGUCUGCUGACCUAAAGCAUCGGAUCAAGCAUGAAGGACAGUAUCUUCCUCUCCUUCAAGGCAAAUCUAUUGCCAUGAUAUUCGAGAAGAGAAGCACUAGGACCCGCAUGUCCACUGAAACAGGGUUCGCUCUGUUGGGAGGUCAUCCAUGUUUCCUCACCCCUCAGGAUAUUCACCUGGGUGUAAAUGAGAGCACAAAAGACACAGCCAGAGUGCUCUCGAGCUUCACUGAUAUUGUGUUAGCCCGGGUGUACAGUCACUCCACUUUGGAGCAGCUGGAUAAGGAAGCUUCUAUACCAAUUAUCAACGGCCUCUCUGAUCUUUACCAUCCUAUACAGAUACUAGCUGAUCUGCUCACACUGCAGGAGCAUUACGGUUCUUUGAAGGGCCUGACAGUGUCUUGGAUAGGUGAUGGUAACAAUGUCCUCCACUCCUUCAUGAUGUCAUCGGCCAAAUUGGGAAUAAAUCUGAGAAUAGCUACACCAAAGGGUUAUGAACCAGAUGCUAAUGUCACUCAGGAGGCGCUGCGUCUCUCUAAACAGUUUGGGACAGAGCUGCACUUGUUUUCAGAGCCACUGGAGGCAGCUCAGGGCAGCAAUGUGCUGGUGACAGACACGUGGAUUAGCAUGGGCCAGGAAGAUGAAAAGAUGAAGAGGCUGAAGGACUUCCAUGGCUACCAGAUCACCAUGAAGACAGGAAGUGUAGCAGCACAAGACUGGACUUUCUUGCACUGUCUCCCACGAAAGUCAGAAGAAGUGGACGACGAGGUUUUCUACUCGCCGCGCUCACUGGUGUUUCCUGAGGCUGAAAACCGCAAAUGGACCAUUAUGGGGUUGACUGCGUGUAUCCUGACCGACUACAGUCCUCAGAUCCCCAAACUGAAACUGUAGUGUUUCAGUACUGAACUUCAGUCCUUAAAUAGUUCAGGAUCUCUUCAUCUUUGUUCGUUAAUUCAUCUCCAGUAAUCACUUUAUUUAAAAAAGCUAAAAAAAAAUUAAAAUAAUUAAAAAUAAAAAGAUUUAAUCUUUUAAAAUUUUUAAAAGAUUAAAAAAAUAUUUGUAUGGAUUUUGUUACGACAGAACAGCUCCAGUGUGUGGCAGAUUAAACCUGGAGAGAUUAUUGAUUAAUUCACUCUCUAGCCUGCAGAGGGCGCAACCAGCAUGUUUUAAUAAUAAUAAUAAUAAUAAUAAUUAUAAUAAUUAUUAUUAUUAAGAAUUGGGCAAAUGAUGCAUUUAAGUCAUUUACUAUUUAUUUAGUGAUAAUUAUUGAUAUUAAUGAUAUUUAUUAUUAAAAAUACACUUGCAGCAGCUCUAUUACUUCCAGCCCUGUUGAUUUUUUUCACUUAAUUUUCUGGAUAAUUAUAGUAUAGUCAGGACUGGCUCUUGCAAUAAUCAAACUGGGUCCUAAACAAGAUUUGAACUGGGGCCCUCCUCGCCAGAAUAACUCAUUUUGCAUAAUUUAUUACAAUUUUUGGUUUUAUUAGAGAGUUCUUCACUGAUUAAUUGGAAUAUUUUAUUUUAUAAUUAUAUUGCUUGACCUACACAAACAUUGCGUGCGGUUUGCAAACGUUUGCAUCCCUGAUGAUCUGUGUGAAAAGGUUUAGUAUUGUAAGGCACAUACUUGGAAUAACAAGGAACACUUGGCAGGUACCUACUCAUGGAAUGCUGCAAAGUCAAUAAUGAAUCGGUUUAUAAAAGUGAGUAAUCGACUACAAGGUCACUCCGGGGUCAUCUGCCCGCCAAUACAUACAAGGCAAGCUUAUCCUCAAGGCAUCCAGUUCUCCAAAUGUUUUGCUGAUGUGAUCGCUAGCAAAAAGGCAGUGUUUAGAAAGACCCAUUUGAGCUUAGCGUUCUGCAUACACUCAUAAAGGGAGUUGAUGUGGGUGUCCAGUAUAAGAGUGAGAUCAUCCAUGGUGGACGGGUUCCUCUCAAGGUUUCUUCCUCAUAUCAUCUCGGGGAGUUUUUCCUCACCACCGUCUCCACCGUCUCGCUCAAUAGGGAUAAAUCCACACACUUAAAAUCUCUAUCCUGUGUUUAUAUGCUUCUGUAAAACUUUUUUGAGACAACGUCCGUUGUUAAAAGCGCUACACAAAUAAAAUUGAAUUGAAUUAACUGAA